Molecule: messenger RNA, 1235 nt
Organism: Verticillium alfalfae VaMs.102
Lineage: Eukaryota; Fungi; Ascomycota; Sordariomycetes; Glomerellales; Plectosphaerellaceae
Product: phosducin family protein
Exons: 2
Coding region: 135-914 (259 amino acids)
Biological process (GO): protein folding
Cellular component (GO): cytoplasm
Source: RefSeq, a predicted model, not a curated record
GCUGUUGCCUUGACUGUCGCCUGUUGCCUUCAGAUUCCGCGACAUACCGUAUUGCCCCAGUACGACUCGAAGCCCGAGCAAAGUCAUACCACUUGACAUUCAAGCUUCUCGCCACGAGGCACAGACUCAUCACAAUGGCGAAUCCUAUGGACCAGAGGAUAGCGGUCCCUAUCGAUGACCCAAACGCAGACACUGAGUGGAAUGAAAUCUUGCGCAAGCAUGGAGUGAUCCCCGAAAAGCCCCCGAGCCCGACGCCGAUGAUUGAGGAGGCCAUCUUGGAGGGACGACGGAUAGCGCACGAGAAUCGCCUAGAAGGCAAAGACCUGGACGAGUUGGACGAGCUAGAGGAUGAGGAGGAUGAAGCUUUCCUCGAGAUUUACCGUCAAAAGCGCAUGCAAGAGAUCUCGUCCAUGCAGUCCAAAGCAGUUCACGGCAGCGUAUACCCUGUUUCGAAACCCGAUUACGCACGCGACAUCACAGAUGCAUCGCACAAGGGCCCUGUCUUGGUCAAUCUGAUAUCCUCUUUGGGCACGAACAUCGAGUCCCGCGUGCUUUCGGAACUUUGGAAGAUGGCAGCGCAGGAGUACGGGGAGGUCAAAUUUUGCGAAAUGCGAGCGGACAAGGCCAUUGAGGGAUACCCCGAACGGAAUUGCCCGACUAUUUUGGUCUACAAAAACGGAGAUAUCGCCAAGCAAAUCGUCACAUUGAUGACUGUUGGCGGCGUCAGGAUGAACAUGGCCAAUAUGGACAACCUGCUUGUCGAGAUCGGCGCUGUGUCCGAGAAGGACCUGCGUGUGGUCAAGCGAAGGAGGCAAGCUGAGGAUGCAGAGGAAGAGCGGGCCAUGGGCAAGGGAAUCAAGACCGGCAACAUCGGAAGGUCGAAGAAGGACGAGGACGAUGACGAUUGGGACUAAGAGGCAGGCAAGCGAGAGUAUGGACGAAUGCAGCUGUUCCUACAAAAGCGGCAUUCUGGUUGACCCUGCGCUACCUUACUCUACCUACCAUCGCGGCAAGGUACUAAAAGAGCACGGGCGAACUCAGCCACGCGGCUGUUGUGGCCCAAACAGUAGAAGACACUUCAGUGCAUCAGCGACGGUCAGCUGCAUAGCCGGGAUUGUAUUGUUUGAUUACACGCCGGGAGUCGGGUGACUGUCUGCACAAGUCAAGUUGUUUGAUGAUGGCACACAAGCCUGGAGAUUCUCACUCUCAUGCCACCACCUACAGUAGGUACCUUC